Nelumbo nucifera (sacred lotus) is the source of this 967-nucleotide messenger RNA. RefSeq names its product large ribosomal subunit protein eL18x. Gene Ontology annotation, biological process: translation. Gene Ontology annotation, molecular function: RNA binding; structural constituent of ribosome. The record is from RefSeq and is a predicted model, not a curated record. Gene Ontology annotation, cellular component: cytosolic large ribosomal subunit; ribosome. NCBI's taxonomy places the organism in Eukaryota, Viridiplantae, Streptophyta, Magnoliopsida, Proteales, Nelumbonaceae.
UUCUCGUUCAAAAGCCCCUCUCUCAACCAUAAGCACUCGCGGUCGCGGCGGGUAAGAAAAGCAGCAGGCAGCAGGCAGCAGGAGCUGGAGCAGGAGAAGCAGAGGCAGCAAUGGGUAUCGACUUAGUUGCAGGAGGCAAAAGCAAGAAGACCAAGCGAACCGCCCCAAAAUCCAAUGAUAUUUAUCUCAAGCUGCUUGUCAAGCUAUAUAGGUUUCUGGUACGGAGGACCGGAAGCAACUUCAAUGCAGUGAUUCUUAAGAGACUUUUCAUGAGCAGGGUCAACAAGGCUCCGAUGUCCCUUUCACGAUUGAUUCGCUACAUGGAGGGAAAGGAGAAUAAGAUCGCGGUUCUUGUUGGAACGGUUACUGAUGAUACUCGGGUUUAUGAUGUACCGGCGUUGAAGGUGACGGCUUUGAGGUUUACAGAGACAGCGAGAGCUAGAAUUUUGAAGGCAGGAGGAGAAUGCUUGACAUUUGACCAGCUGGCUCUCAGGGCUCCCCUUGGGCAGAACACAGUUCUUCUCAGAGGUCCUAAGAAUGCUCGUGAAGCAGUGAAACAUUUCGGCAAGGCUCCAGGUGUGCCUCAUAGCCAUACCAAACCCUAUGUACGGUCCAAGGGGAGGAAAUUUGAGAGGGCUCGAGGGAGAAGAAACAGCAGGGGAUUUAGGGUCUGAGUCAUUUGUCAUGCUUUCUCUGGAGGUGUUUGUCAUGCACUGUUCUGGCUCAAUUUUUGUGAAGACAUCUUUUAUCUUUUGGCGAGCAAUUUUUUGUUGGACAUCUAGCCAUCUAGGUAUCUAGGCUUUAUUUUUUCCUUUUUAUCUUGUGAAAUGUUGGAUAAUUUGAGCAUUGGCAAUUCUAAAAUGAAUAGUAGUAAUCAUUACAUGCAUAAGUUUGGCCAUGCAUUGUUUCCUUGGAUACAAGAGUUAAAACUUAACUUUUAUUUGAUACUUGAUGGAUCCUUUUUCUU